Cataglyphis hispanica is the source of this 1215-nucleotide messenger RNA. RefSeq names its product guanine nucleotide-binding protein subunit gamma-1 (gene Ggamma1). Gene Ontology annotation, biological process: G protein-coupled receptor signaling pathway. Gene Ontology annotation, cellular component: heterotrimeric G-protein complex. The coding region runs from base 213 to 425 and encodes 70 amino acids. The transcript is spliced from 2 exons. The record is from RefSeq and is a predicted model, not a curated record. Lineage: Eukaryota; Metazoa; Arthropoda; Insecta; Hymenoptera; Formicidae. Gene Ontology annotation, molecular function: G-protein beta-subunit binding.
UCGUCUAGUGUGAGAUUGCCUUGAGGGAUUGGCACAUAGGUCACAGGAAGCAAUAAAGUAUUAACCUUCAAAAAAUUGAAAAUAGAGUAAAGAACGUGGAUAGAGAAAGAGUCAAUGAGUGACUUUUCGUGACGAAGCAGAAGAAUCGAAUUGUUGAGAUCUAGUUUUGCGAUCUACAAAAGUAAGGUUCCAGCAUCGAACGUCCAGCUGUUAUGGACAUGGUGAUCACGAAUUUGCAACAGCAGCGUCUUGUGACGGAGCAGCUGCGCCGCGAGGCUGCUCUGAAGCGGAUUACGGUAAGCAAGGCUGUCGAAGAUAUCAUGAAGUACAUCACCGAGCAUGAACAAGAGGAUUGCUUGCUGGUGGGCUUCUCAUCACAGAAGUCUAAUCCCUUUCGUGAGAAAAGCACCUGUAUCCUACUUUAAACCUGCGUGCUUGAAACGAGAAGAGCAACAUGAGUGAGAGAAUGUCACAUUUGUUUCCCUGUAAUUGCAUGAUGGUUCAAUGCAACGAUAAAAAUAUUAAUAUUCAUAGAAUUUAAACGAUUUUUAAAUUAUUCUAUAAUAAAUCCAAGAUCAUUGGAGGAGUGCAAAAUCAAAUUUUCUUAACAUUUGCUAUUAAGAGAAUGUAUUUUAUAUAAAGUUCUCAAAUUAUAUAGAAUUUCAUACUAUACAGUUAUAAAGGAAUUUUCACAUGCCUUAUUUUCCAGUAGUCUGAAAAAUUAUUAUUAUAAGAUUCAAAUGAAACAAUAUUUUUAUAUAUAUAGUAAAAAGAAAUACUGUUAUAUAUUCAUAUGUAUAUUUAAAUUGUCAAAAUAAUUAUGAUUAGAUACCAAAAACAAAAUUUUUCUCUUUAUUUUUCAAAUUAGUAUUAGUAUAAGAUACAAUUAAAAAUAAUAUAAUAAAAUAGUCUGACAAUAGUUUCAAAUAACAGGAAAAGCAUAUGAAAACUUUAUUAAAGAAUUAUAAUGAUAUUUAAUCUGUACCAAACAAAUUUUCACAGUAUACAUUGUGCAUCAUUUGCAAAUCAGGUUCUAAAAUACCUUUUUUAAGUGCCUUUAUAAAGUGUAAGAUUUGACGACAAUAAAAUAAUGUAAUACGAGUAUAUAUCUCCAACUAUUUUAUUAAAAGAAACAUUGAUUUUGACUUAUGUAACUUUGUGUAUUACAAUAUUUUAUUAAAUAAAAUGUAAAAUAUAUUUAAAAAUAACAAUGUU